Vicia villosa (hairy vetch) is the source of this 1555-nucleotide messenger RNA. RefSeq names its product putative F-box/FBD/LRR-repeat protein At4g03220. Bases 45 to 1259 code for a protein of 404 amino acids. The transcript is spliced from 3 exons. The record is from RefSeq and is a predicted model, not a curated record. Lineage: Eukaryota; Viridiplantae; Streptophyta; Magnoliopsida; Fabales; Fabaceae. Gene Ontology annotation, molecular function: protein binding.
ACAGCAAUGAUGGUUUUAUGUUGAAGUGAAACAAACCCUAAAACAUGUGGACUGAUGAAAGUAAAGACAGAUUCGGCGAUCUGCCAGAUUCGGCUGUGUUUGACAUCCUCUCCUAUCUGAAAACCAAAGAGGCCGUCCAAACUUGCAUACUCUCCAAAAGAUGGAACAAUCUCACAAACAAUCUUCCAAUCAUAACUUUAGAUUGUGACCAGUUCAAAUCUCUGGACAGUUUCGAGAGAGCAUUAUCUCAAAUUCUAUCUGUUCGCAACGAGUUCGACGACGUCCUCGACACUCUAGAUUUGGCCCUCACCGAAUUUGAUUCCUAUGAUGAUUUCCCUCAGUCGACCGACGAAGUCUUCAAACGCAUGGUAAGGUAUGCCCUUUCACAUAGUGUCCGGCGAUUACGAUACCCUAUCACCUCUCAUAUUAAUCCAUUCCCACCUGUAUUUUCAUCUCAGACUUUAACCUCUCUUGACCUUUCUGUUCCCGGUCGUUUUCUACAACCCACUGUAGUAAUUUUAUUUCCGACUCAUUUGAAUUUGCCAUCAUUAACCAACUUGACUUUAACAUCUUUUGGAUUUGGCCCUGACGACGACGGUUGUGCUGACCCCUUCGCUGCCUUUAACAAGUUAAAUACUUUGACCAUUAUAUAUUGCGGUGUUGUUAAUUCACCAUUUCGAGGAGGAAUCUAUAGGGGGGUUGAUUAUAAUCGGUCAUUAAAACUCCGCAUAUCUCCACCCAGUCUUUGUACCUUUGCUUUUACCGGUAAUAUAAGUCUAGAACUAUGUCUCACCCAUCCUUGUUCUCUUAAACACCUACACAUUGAUGCUGAAGGCUUUGAUGAUUCCUCUCUCGUCCAAGACUAUUCUGCACUCCUACUCACCUGGUUGCAAGGCUUUCCUAAUAUCACAUCAUUGACACUCUCUUCUAAUACUCUGCAGCUUCUAUCUCUUGUUCCCGGUUUAUUCAAGGUUAAACUUACUUCCUUGUAUAACUUGGAGUCACUCCAAGUACAAAUGAAACCGCUGUCAUCCCAAUUGUACACUAUUUUGUGUUGCGGUGAGUUCAUGAUACCAGGCGUGGAGCUCUAUCAAGCUACAAUCGUACCUGAUGGAGUAGUUGACUGUUUGAUUCAAAACUCACCCUCAGCAAAUGUUACCUUCAUACCAUAUAAUAAGAUCCAAGAUCCAAGAGAAGUUAAAAUGAAAGAUCCUCGUAGGAGACGCCGACGCCGCGGUCGAAAAGCUAAACAAAUUUGAUAUGCUAAAGAAGAGACCAAAAGUAAAUGGAGGCCCUAUAACAAGAAAUAUGUGGCUUUGUGGAGCAACUGAAAUGCAAGAAUGGUAACUAUGCUUGAUAAAUAUAUGGCUUUGUUGGAAUCAAAAGUGUAAUCUCAUUACCAAACCAAACGUCCAUCGUCCUAAAUAACAAAUAAUGUACAUAUUGAGGAAAUGGGUAGGACAAAUGAGAAUAGUCUUCCCCAACAUUCUAAUUUACUUAUUUUACUCUCAACUUGUAUCAUUUUGCUAUACUCUAUACAGUUAAUUUGGCUUUU